Impatiens glandulifera is the source of this 2126-nucleotide messenger RNA. Its product is annotated as sodium/hydrogen exchanger 2-like. NCBI's taxonomy places the organism in Eukaryota, Viridiplantae, Streptophyta, Magnoliopsida, Ericales, Balsaminaceae. Gene Ontology annotation, biological process: sodium ion transport; proton transmembrane transport; regulation of pH. Bases 91 to 1737 code for a protein of 548 amino acids. The record is from RefSeq and is a predicted model, not a curated record. The transcript has 14 exons. Gene Ontology annotation, cellular component: membrane. Gene Ontology annotation, molecular function: sodium:proton antiporter activity.
CAGAAAAUAUCCGUUUAUCUUUGAUAUUGACCAAUCACUGAAAACGGAGUCCCAAAAGCUGCGAAUUGAGAUCUUACUCUAUUUGCGUAGAUGGGAUUGGUAAUAAUAGGUCCAUUGUUGGCAAGGAUGGGUCAAUUAUCUACUUCUGAUUACACAUCGGUGGUUUCAAUUAACAUAUUCGUGGCACUUCUUUGUGCGUGUAUUGUCAUUGGUCAUCUACUGGAGGAGAGUCGUUGGAUGAACGAGUCCAUCACAGCUCUAUUGAUUGGUCUAUGCACAGGAACUGUCAUUUUGCUGACAAGUGGAGGAACAAAUUCGCAUAUUCUAGUUUUCAGUGAGGACCUGUUCUUCAUAUAUCUUCUUCCACCUAUUAUUUUCAAUGCAGGGUUCCAGGUGAAGAAGAAGCAAUUUUUUCGCAACUUCGUGACUAUUGUACUGUUUGGUGCUAUUGGUACUUUGAUAUCCUUGGCCAUCAUCACCUUUGGUGCUAUGAAUUUCUUCAAGAAUAUGAACAUUGGUCCUCUAAACCUGGGAGACUAUCUAGCUAUUGGUGCUAUCUUUUCAGCCACAGAUUCAGUUUGCACCUUGCAGGUGCUUAAUCAGGACGAGACACCAUUACUAUACAGUUUGGUGUUUGGAGAAGGGGUUGUAAAUGAUGCCACAUCAAUUGUUCUGUUCAAUGCGAUUCAGAACUUUGAUCUAUCCCAUAUAGAUUCUAGCACCUUUUUGCAAUUUGUUGGCAGCUUUUUAUAUAUGUUCUUUGCAAGCACCUUGCUGGGAGUUGCUGCUGGAUUGUUUAGUGCAUAUAUCAUCAAAAAGCUAUAUUUUGGGAGGCAUUCUACUGAUCGCGAGGUCGCUCUUAUGAUGCUGAUGGCUUACUUUUCUUAUAUGCUGGCUGAAUUGUUCUAUUUUAGUGCUAUUCUCACUGUUUUCUUUUGUGGGAUUGUGAUGUCCCACUACACUUGGCACAAUGUCACUGAGAGUUCCAGAGUGACUACCAAGCAUGCUUUUGCAACAUUAUCAUUCGUUUGUGAGACGUUCAUUUUUCUUUAUGUUGGUAUGGAUGCCCUUGACAUUGAGAAAUGGAAUUUUGUAUAUGACAGCCCUCAAAUCUGGCUGAAAGUGAGCUCGAUUCUGAUGGGUUUGGUUUUGGUUGGAAGAGCAGCCUUUGUUUUCCCACUAUCAUUUUUAUCCAAUUUGACCAAGAAGUCUCCACGUGAUAAGAUUAGUUUAAAGCAGCAGGUUACUGUUUGGUGGGCUGGUCUGAUGAGAGGAGCUGUUUCUAUGGCCCUUGCAUAUAAUCAGUUUACUAGAGCUGGUCAUACCGAAUUACGGGCUAAUGCAAUUAUGAUCACUUGUACCAUCACUGUUGUUCUAUUUAGCACAAUGGUGUUCGGUUUAUUGACGAAACCAUUAGUGAGAGUCUUGCUGCCUUCACCAAAGCACUUACACAGAAUGAUCUCAUCUGAACCUACAACUCCUAAAUUCCUUUCAGAGGCACUUCUCCUGGAAGUGCAGGAUUCAGAACUUGACCUGGAUUCAGUAAGCAGAACAGGUGGGCCAAGUGUAUUUCGGCCAUCUAGCUUGAGGAUGCUCUUAACCACUACACACCGCAGUGUUCACUACUAUUGGAGAAAAUUCGACGACGCAUUCAUGCGACCUGUUUUUGGUGGCCGCGGUUUUGUGCCAUUUGUUCCUGGCUCACCCACUGAGCGCAGUGUGCAUGCUGAAGAAUGAGAAAUGGAAAGAGGUUUGGUCUAUUGGUUCAAUCAUUUGAGUGUUUUUUUGUAACUUAAGUGUGCUAUAGAUGCUGGAAUCAGAAUCCCUAUUGGUUUUGCAUCAAAUUAAUUAAUAUGCUGUAAAUAGCAAGUUUAUUUGUCUAGGGGAGGUCAUUCAUUUUGAAUGGUUAGUUCCUUCAAAGAUUGUUAUUGUAUCACAAACUUAUGUAUAUUGUAAUUAUAAGAGUGACAUUUCUUUUUCGCCUCAAUCCGAAAACCCUGGGUUUGUAUGGAAUGAGAACGUUUUGAUCUUAUUGACAUUUAAAAUUCUUACGUUGUUUUUUAUUUCACUUUUGUAACAUUUGAACGUAUUUUACGUUUUAUUUAAUAAAAGUUAAAAGAGUGACA